This is a messenger RNA of Cryptococcus wingfieldii CBS 7118, 2586 nucleotides long. RefSeq names its product dipeptidyl aminopeptidase. The record is from RefSeq and is a predicted model, not a curated record. The transcript has 11 exons. Gene Ontology annotation, biological process: proteolysis. NCBI's taxonomy places the organism in Eukaryota, Fungi, Basidiomycota, Tremellomycetes, Tremellales, Cryptococcaceae. Gene Ontology annotation, molecular function: dipeptidyl-peptidase activity; serine-type endopeptidase activity. Bases 1 to 2586 code for a protein of 861 amino acids.
AUGGCACCCCAAUACGCACAUCUGCCCUCAGGCAACCCCCCACCCGCAUCCCAUUCCCCCCGCUCAUCAUCCUCCACAGAGUUCCAGGAUACCCUCGACCAGGAGCCCUUUGAUGAGGAAAAGGGGCAGCCAUUCAGAGACGAUCCCCUCAUAGAAGGCUCGGGGGAGGACUAUGAUGACGGGCAGGGUUUCGCCACAGAUGCGAGGAGGUUACGGCCAAGGAGAAAGUCGCGCAAAAUCUUGGCCGUGCUGAUCACCAUCAUCGUCUUUGCUGGUGCUAUCGGCGGCCUGGCAGCCGCUGGAUACUCUGCGCCCUCCUUCUCUGUCAAGGGCGGUAUCAAGCAGAUCACCAUGGAUCAUGUAUUCAACGGGACCUUUGCCGCCUAUAGCAAACAGGUGGACUGGGUCAAAGAGGCUGAAGACGGCACCUUCUCGCAUAUCAAUAAGGAAGGGAACAUUGUCCUCAACACUGUGAGGAACAUGACUGAAGACACCCUCCUUGUGGACUCUUCUCUUGUGCUCGACACUGAAGGCAACAAGCUUCACUGGCAAUCCUGGGCACUGUCCGCCGACAUGGAAUAUGUUCUCUUCCAGACGGACCAUGUCAAGCAAUGGCGUCACUCGUCGUUUGGAAACUACUGGGUCCAUCGACGCAGUGACUCUGUCACGUUCCCCGUUGCCGCCCCCACGAAAAAGCCCACCAUCUCGCACUGCACUUGGUCGCCUGUCGGUCAUGCGCUCGUCUUUGUCAGUAAGAAUGACGUCUAUCUCAUCACUGAAAGCGAAAUGGCGUCUUCUGCCCCUGAAUCCAUCCGCAUAACCGACGAUGGCAGUCAUACCGUCUUUAACGGUGUCCCAGAUUGGGUUUACGAAGAAGAGGUGUUUGAAUCGGAUACCGCUCUUUGGUGGAGUCCGGACGCAAAGAGCAUCGCAUUCUUGAGAAGUGAUGAGAGCAAAGUCAAGGACUACAAGCUCCAGUAUUACAACCCCUCUAAUAACGCCUUCGAAGUGCAUCAAUACCAGACAGAGCUGGAUAUGAAGUACCCCAAGCCGGGCACUCCCAAUCCCACAGUGUCUGUUUACACAUAUACACUCUCAACACGCUCCAAGCAGCACCUCUCCUGGGCCGGCGAGAUGCCUCUGGAUGACCGUAUCCUCGUCGAGAUUGGUUGGGUUGCAGACAACGCCUUGAUGGUCAAGGAAAUCGACAGGUCGGCGAGACAGGGAAAUGUCAUAGUGUUUGAGGACGGAGAGACCAAGGGAACCAUCGUGCGACUUCUAGGCAAGGACGGAGAAGAAGGAGACGAUGGAUGGAUUGAUCAUGGACAAAAUGUGGUGCCAGUCAAGGGCUCAUUGCCGGGAUAUCUUGAUAUCGUACCCAAUCAGGGAUACAACCACAUCGCUUUCUUUGCUCCUGUGAACGCUAGUGAACCGAUCUGGAUCACUUCGGGUGAAUGGGAGGUCACCCAGAUCUCCGGCGUCAAUUUAGAGAAGGGUCUAAUUUAUUUCACCGCGGCGACUCCAUCCAUUGACAGGCACCUGUACUCUGCCCCUCUCCCCAUGUCUGCCGCAGGCGAAUACCAGGAGAUGUUGACAGCUUUGACCGAUACCAAGUCUUCGGGAUAUUUCGAGGCGACCUUUUCUCCACAAGCCGGGUAUUAUGUGCUUGGGUACAGGGGACCAGAGGUGCCUUGGCAGCGGCUGAUAGAGGCUGGAUCUGGGGAAGAGAACGCGAAUGUUUUGCUCGAGGGCAACGCCGAGCUCAACAAGACCAUCUCUGAAUACCUCAAGCCUAUUGUGACUAGGACGACCAUCAACAGUGAUGGCUACGAACUCAACAUGCUCGAAAUCCUUCCACCCAACCUCGACAUCACCGGCAGGCGCAAGUAUCCUGUUCUCGUUCGUGUAUACGGCGGCCCAGGAUCGCAAAUGGUCUCAAAUCGUUUCGAACGUGACUGGCAUUCCUAUCUUGCAGCCUCCCAGCGAUACAUCAUUGUCAUGAUCGAUGGCAGAGGGACGGGAAACAAAGGUCGGGCGUUGAGAAACCCAGUGAGGGAUAAUUUGGGAAACUAUGAGGUGGCGGAUCAGACUGCUGCAGCAAAGGAAAUGCUCAAGCGGCCGUACGUAGACAGGUCAAGGAUUGGUAUCUGGGGCUGGAGCUAUGGAGGCUAUAUGACUUGCAAGACUCUCGAAGCAGAGACCGGUGUCUUCACCCUGGGUAUGGCUGUAGCUCCAGUGACUUCAUGGCUCUACUAUGACUCCAUUUACACCGAGCGAUAUAUGUCCACUCCCGCGCUCAACGAGGAAGGCUACGUCUCCUCCGCCGUCAACAACGUCACGGCCUUUUCCGGUGAUAAGGUUGACUUUAUUUGGGCGCAUGGAAGUGGCGAUGACAAUGUUCACUACGCAAACAGCGCAUCCCUGCUGGACAAGUUGACGCAGGAGCAAGUUAGAGGGUGGCGGUUCAGGAUGUUUACAGACUCUAACCACUCUAUGGAUAAGCGCAAUGCCUACAGGGAGGUGUAUGAGUGGAUGAACGAUUUCCUGAGUGAGAAAUGGGGUAAAGGCGGGACAAUACAUCAUUGA